This is a messenger RNA of Morchella importuna, 1428 nucleotides long. RefSeq lists its product as uncharacterized. Lineage: Eukaryota; Fungi; Ascomycota; Pezizomycetes; Pezizales; Morchellaceae. The transcript has a single exon. The coding region runs from base 1 to 1428 and encodes 475 amino acids. Gene Ontology annotation, cellular component: spliceosomal complex. Gene Ontology annotation, molecular function: nucleic acid binding. The record is from RefSeq and is a predicted model, not a curated record. Gene Ontology annotation, biological process: mRNA splicing, via spliceosome.
AUGGCCGACCCCCCCAAACCUUCCUUCUCCCUCUCCCUCGGGCCCGCAAAGCCCAAGGUCCCCACGCGCAAGCCCCCAACCACCUUCGCCGCCAAACGCUCCGCCGCCCACCUCGACUCCGACGACGAUGAUGCCGAAGACACGCACACCGCCAAGGUCCAGCUCGUCACCGCCUUCGACGCCACCCGCGGCGGCGCCGUCGACCUUCACAACAAGCCUGCAGAAGAAAAGGGCCCCCUUGUGAUCCCGAAGCUCUCCAACCGCAACUGGCGCGAGGAGGCCGAGCGCCGUCGCGGAGGAGGCGGGAAAAAGGCGAUAUACCUGCCCCCCGAGGCCCUCGCGAAGCAGAAGGGCGGCGUGAAGCCGGAGGACCUGGUCGAGACUGAUACGAUCGAGCAAAAGUACGGGCUGCAAGUGUUUGAGCGCGCGCCGGAGGGCGAGCAGGAUGCAGCAGCAGCUGGGGAAGAGGCACCGACAGACGCGCCGCCCCCACCGCCCGAGAAACCGCAGACGGAGGAGGAGCUUGCGCUAGCCUCGCUCCUACGCGGUGAUGCACCAGCGCCAUCGACGCUCGUGCUUGCGCCCGUUGCGGCAUCGGGCGGUAACGACUGGCGUGCUGCGCGGGCGGCAAUCGGCAAUGAAGACGCCGCGUUCAAGACGGAUGUUGCAAGCCGGCCAGAGAUGGCCACGCUGGAAGACUACGCGGCGGUGCCCGUCGAGGAGUUUGGUGCUGCGCUGCUGCGCGGCAUGGGCUGGAAGGAGGGCGACGAGGUUGGCAAGCGGCGGGGCGCGGCGGCGAAGCCGCGGGUGGUGGAGCGGCGGGCGGCGUUCCUGGGGAUUGGCGCAAAGGCGAAGGAGGAGGCGAUGGAGCUGGGGACGUGGGGGAAGGGCGACAAGAAGAGCCGGAGGAGGCGGCAGGAUACGACGUAUGUGCCGGUUGUGAUGGUGGAUAAGAAGACGGGGAAGGUUGUGGACCCGGCGGAGGCGGAGGCUAUUGCUGCGGCGAAGGGCGUGGAUGGGAAGAAGUGGGAGAGGGGAGAGGAGAAUGGGCACGGGGAGGAGAACGGGCGUGGGGAGGUGGCGAAGAGGGAGCGGUCGAGAGACCGAGACCGGGAUAGAGAGAGGGAGAGGGAGAGGGACCGGGGCGGUGACAGAGACAGAGGGGGAGACAGAGACCGCGACCGCGACCGCAGAGAGCAAAGAGGCAACGACUCUUCAGACCGCCGCCGCAGAGACCGCGAGCGCUCAAAGGACCGCAGCAACGGGAAGGACCGUGAUCGCGACCGCGACCGUGACCGGGAGCGGGAGCGCAAGCGCGGAGACGAUGACCGCGACAGAGACAGAGACAGACGGAGAGGCGACGACCGGCGCAGAGACGAACCCAGACGGGACCGUGAUAGACGGGAUCGGGACCGGGACAGGCGUUAA